GCAACACUGUAACCCUAAUAAUCUAAUGUAAUAAACGCCCAUCCAAAGUUUUAUUGAAUUCCUAGAGAAAGUAUGGCCGCUUCUGCGGGUGCCAGAACAUCCGCAACCGUACAAGCUAAACGUUUUUGUGGCCUAGGGAAUCAUUACCUCCAGGAACCGCACAAGACCAUUCAAGAUGCUCAUCUUCUGCAAUUUGCCAAGAAGUUAAAUGAGGAUUUGCGAAGCACCACUCUCAUUUGUGGCAACUGUCUGGAUGUGCUGCAAUCGGCUUAUGCGAACAAAUUGAGAAAUGCCAUACGCCAUAGAAACAGACGACUUGCAGCUCAAUCUGCUACUAUAUCGGAUGUUAGUUGCAGUCAAUCAUCAUCGUCAUCCGAUAAACCAACCACUACUGCAGCGGCAGCCGCCAAACGAAAGCGUAAAGGAGAAGCACCACCUGAGGACGACGGCAAUUCUAGCGAUGACUCCUCGCUCAGCUUAAAUGCGGUGAAUGGGACGCGACUACCAAAUAUACAGCCGAUCCCAAAGCGACGUCAGGUCAAUCGGUCUGGAAUAGAUUUGGAUAUUUACUUGGCCGGCACAACGGGUGGCUAAUGUGGAUAAUUGUAAUUCCAUUUUGUCGUGUUUGCUGUUUGCUCUUUUCAAUAAACUAAAUUGUUUUAGACUCAAUGUAUAACUUUUCA
Drosophila willistoni is the source of this 683-nucleotide messenger RNA. RefSeq lists its product as uncharacterized. Lineage: Eukaryota; Metazoa; Arthropoda; Insecta; Diptera; Drosophilidae. The record is from RefSeq and is a predicted model, not a curated record. The transcript has a single exon. Bases 73 to 594 code for a protein of 173 amino acids.